Messenger RNA from Mytilinidion resinicola, 2051 nucleotides. Its product is annotated as MFS general substrate transporter. The record is from RefSeq and is a predicted model, not a curated record. Lineage: Eukaryota; Fungi; Ascomycota; Dothideomycetes; Mytilinidiales; Mytilinidiaceae. Gene Ontology annotation, biological process: transmembrane transport. Gene Ontology annotation, molecular function: transmembrane transporter activity. The coding region runs from base 212 to 1960 and encodes 582 amino acids. The transcript is spliced from 6 exons.
GGGUGGCCGCGGCUAAGGAAGCCAGGUCGCUGGAUCUGUCAAUGAUGGCUACCAUGGACAUGGGCUCGCUCUUAAAGCCUCUUGUCUCCGGCGGUUCGUGGCGAUUCUAUCUCCUCUUCGUUGGCCUCGAAACCGGGUUCCAAAUACCGUUUCUCUUAGAUAAACCUUUCCUUUUCUCUCUCUACUACGUCUAAUUCUCCGAUCGAGCCACAUGUCUCCGUCUAACGCCGAGAGCGCUAGCCUUCGCAUCCGCGAAGGUUCCCUGGACGAAGCUAUCAAGCCCAGUCGGCAGAGCGAAACAAGGUCGAAUUCGGAUACCGACAGCAUACGAAAUGACGAACCUGGAAAUGGAUACGAGGUAGAAAAGAAAGACUACGCUGAUGUAGCUGAAAAAGCCGAUGAUGCCCUUGUGGACUAUAGCUACAAAGGAAGCGGUACUACAGAAGAUCCAUACAUUGUUACAUGGCUGAACGACGACCCGGAGAACCCCAAGCAGUGGAGUCCGGUUCGACAGUGGACAAUCCUCGUCCUGGUAGCCGUCCUAUCUCUCUGUGUGUCUCUGGCGUCGUCUACAUAUACUGGAGCCCUGGCUCAGGUGAUGGAAGAGUUUCAUUGCAGCGAAGAAGUUGCUCUCCUUGGCCUCUCACUGAUGAUGAUUGGCUACGCUUUCGGACCACUCCUCUGGGCCCCCCUGUCUGAAACCUACGGACGCAGGAAGAUCAUCUUUCCAACCUUCGCAGUGUACGUAUUCUGGAGUUCUGUCUGUGUAGCCUCACAGAACAUCCAGACACUGCUCGUUUUCCGGAUGCUUGCUGGCCUCUUUGGCGCUAGCACCAUGGUCAUUCCUGGCGGGAUUGUAGCAGACGUAUUUCCGGCGGAGACUCGUGGGGCUGCCCUCGUCUUGUUUACUGCUACUCCAUUUCUGGGCCCAUCUUUAGGUCCAAUCGUUGGUGGCUUUCUUGCCGACAGCGGUGGGUGGAGAUGGGUGCUGGCUCUCCUGGCUAUUUUCGCAGCAGUCGUUACCGUCAUUGGAUUCAUUUUCAUUCCGGAAACAUUUGGCCCUGUACUGCUAAGGGAUCGAGCGAAGAGGUUGUCUGAGGUUUCCGGAAAUGUAUACCUCACUGCCAUGGAUGCAGAGCGUGUCGUAAGCGUCGGCCAAGUCCUUCGAACCGCGCUAUUGCGGCCCUGGGUUCUGCUGUUCCGAGAGCCCAUCGUGAUGAUUCUGACCAUAUAUAUGUCGGUCAUUUACGGGACUCUUUAUCUAUUAUUCGCGGCCUACCCCAUCGUCUUCCAACAAGGCCGCGGCUGGAGUGAAGGCAUCGGCGGGCUCGCCUUUCUAGGAGUCUUUGCAGGGAUGAUGAUAGGUGUCGCUAUUGGUUACUGGGACAACGAACGAUACAAGAAGCUGCAUACUCUCCAUGGAGGCUUCGCACCUCCAGAAACGCGUCUUCCGCCGGUGAUAUAUGGUGGAAUUUCGAUUAUUGUCGGUAUCACUUGGUUCGCGGCUACCAACGCGCCAGGUGUUCACUGGGCAUCCAGUAUUUGCGCCGGAGCACCAUUUGGAGCAGGGUUCGUCUUAGUCGUCGUGUGCAACACUAAUUAUUUGAUCGACUCUUAUGUGAUUUACGCUGCUUCCGUUUUAGCGGCAAAUAGUGUGAUAAGGUCUCUAUUCGGCUGUGUCUUUCCGUUGUUUGGAAAGGCCAUGUUUGAGAACCUAGGUAUACACUGGGGCUCUGCCGUGCCUGGCUUCAUCGCGCUUGCUUGCUUCCCUUUCCCCAUCCUCUUCUACAUCUACGGGGCCAAGAUUCGAGCCAAAUGCAAGUAUGCAGCCGAGGCAGCAAGAGUGCUUGACCAGAUGAAGUCGAAUCUCGAGCGCCAGCAUACGACUGAGAGGAGGAUAUCGGUUGAGAGCGCUGGCCUAAGCUUUUCCGAAGAGCCUGAGAAUAAGAAGGGGCCUUGAGCUUGUCUGAAGUGGAUACUAAAGAAGUGUGUUAGAGGACUGACCUUAUUAGAACUGGAAUAGACAAAAGUAGUACAUUCCCGCUGCGGAG